ACAGAACCAGGAAGCCCAGCUAAGGAAGUCUGUUCUGCUGUUGAGUUGUUGUUUGUGUGUCUGUAUUGCUGUAGACAGUGAAAUGGCUGAAGCCAGUGUUUUUUCAGUGGAGCAGUUCAGCUGUCCAGUGUGUCUGGAUCUCCUGAAGGAUCCUGUGGCCAUUCCCUGUGGACACAGUUACUGUAUGAGCUGCAUUACAGACUGCUGGGAUCAAGAGGAUCAGAAGAGAGUCUACAGCUGCCCUCAGUGCAGACAGACCUUCAGUCCAAGACCUGCUUUAGGAAAAAACACCAUUCUGGCUGAAGUGGUGGAGAAACUGAAGAAGACCAAACUAAAAGCUGCUGUUCCUGCUGGACCUGGAGACGUGGAGUGUGACAUCUGUACUGGAAGAAAACACAAAGCUGUCAAGUCCUGUCUGGCGUGUCUGGAGUCUUACUGUCAAACUCACUUUGAGCGUCAUGAAGAGUUUCACUCAGGAAAGAGACACAAAGUGAUUGAUGCCACUGGACGACUGCAGCAGAUGAUCUGCCAUCAACAUGAUAUGCCUCUGUUGGUUUUCUGUCGUACUGACCAGCAAUGUGUUUGCAUGCUGUGUGCAAUGGAUGAACAUAAAAACCACGAGACUGUAUCAACUGCAGCAGAGAGAAAAGAGAAAGAAAAACACUUGAAGGAGACACAGAGUGAAAUCCAGCAGAGAAUCCAGCAGAGACAGAAAGAUCUUGAGCAGCUGAGAGAGGCUGUGGAGUCUCAUAAGCGCUCUGCACAGACAGCAGUGGAGGACAGUGAGAGGAUCUUUACUGAGCUCAUCCGCUCCAUUGAGAGAAGUCGCUCUGAGGUGACACAGCGGAUCAGAGAUCAGGAGAAGACUGCAGUGAGUCGAGCUGAAGGACAAAUGGAGCGACUGGAGCAGGAGAUUGAAGAUCUGAAGAAGAGAAACACUGAGCUGGAGCAGCUUUCACACACAGAUGAUCACAUCCAAUUCCUGCAGAGUCUUCAGUCUCUCUCAGCUCCUCCUGAAUCUACAGAAAACAUAUCUGUCAGUUUCCUCUUUUCUUUUGAUGGUGUGAGAGAAUCUGUCUGUCAGCUGAGACACAAACUGGAAGAUUUCUGCAAAGAGGAGAUGAAAAAGAUAUCUGAAACUCACAGUAACAUUGUUCCCAGGACCAGAGAGGACUUCCUAAAAUAUUUCCAUCAGUUCAUGCUGGAUCCAAACACUGCACAUAAACUCCUCGUAUUUUCUGAUUGGAAGCAAGAGGUGACUUUCAACAACAACCGUAUCCAGACGUUUCCUGAUCAUCCAGACAGAUUUGAUGUUUAUCCUCAGGUGUUAUGUAGAGAGAGUGUGAGUGGACGCUGUUACUGGGAGCUUGAGUGGAGUGGGAGUGAUGUGAAUAUAUCAGUGUCAUAUAAGAGCAUCAGCAGGAAGGGAUCUGGUUAUGAGUGUUUUUUUGGAUAUAAUGAUCAGUCCUGGAGUUUAUCCUGCUCUCCCUUCAAUUUCUCAUUCUGGCACGAUAACAAAAGGACUGAACUCCCUGUUCCCUCCAGCUGCGAGAGAAUAGGAGUGUAUGUGGAUCACAGAGCAGGAACUCUGUCCUUCUACAGCGUCUCUGACACAAUGAACCUCAUCCACACAGUCCAGACCACAUUCACUGACCCGCUCUAUCCUGGGUUUUAUGUUUGGGGAACAGUGAAUCUCGGUAAAUUAGCAAUCAUAGAUGAUUCUGAAAUGUACCACCAAUAAUGAGCUGUAUGAUAAAUCAGCAACCAUGAGAUGUUAUAGUAUCACAAGAAAAAUAAUUUUUUGGAAAAGGAUUUGAAAGAGAGUGACAGUUUGUUAUAUAUUGUUUUUUCAUAAACAAAAACAGAUCAGUCUUUAAUCUUUGAUACAUAUCUGCAGUGAAGAUAAUAUUCACAGCAAUAUUUACAUCACUAUAAUACACUGACAUGAGAAAACUCUUCAACUCUAUUUAAAGUGUAAAGUAAAUGUGUUCAGAUACUAAACACAUACAUUCACACACUCAUUCCUGUAUGUGGUUUACGGGGACUCUCCAUUGGCGUAAUGGUUUUUUUACCUUACAAAUUGUAUUUUACGGUGGCCCAGAAAUGCAAAACAAGUCACAAUCCUGAAAACAAAUUUGCAAAUUACAAAUGCAAAUAAAAAUAAUAAUAAUAAUAAUAAUAAAAAUAAAAAAAAUCAGGAAACACAACAACAAUUCCAAAAACAUUAUAACAAGUCAGAAAACACAACAACAAUUCAGACAAACCGGAAGAGGUAGGUAUAGUUUGAGACCGCGUGAGAAUAGAUUACUCACCGCUGACCGGACGAGACAUCUGUCAAUCAAGGUGUACAGGAAGAAGAGCAGAGUAGUGGUAGAAAGUUUGGAGAUGGUCUUAAAGUAACACAAUUUAAAUGCAUUGUAUGAAUUUUUUUAUGCCCUUACUAUGGAAUAAAAAAAAAUGCAUGUACGUUUACAACACUGUACUUAUAUUACCUUUGAAUUAGAUUACAAAAAAUCAGAGUCUGCUUAAAAUGGGUGGUCUCUGGGGUACGAUUCAUGUGAACUUUUCGGACUUGUUUUGUUUUCGGAUUUGUCAUUGUGUUUUCUGAUUUGUUAUAAAGUUUUCGGAAUUGUUGAUAUGUUUUCUGAAUUGUUAUUUUGUUUUUUAGAUUUGCAUUUGUAAUUUGUUAUUUUGUUUUCAGAAUUGGGAUUUGUUUUGCAAUUCUCGCCCACCGUAGUACAUGCUAUCCCCUUGCCCAAGCCCUACCCCUCAAACAAAACUACAGGCAUUUUUUUGCAUGUCAAAAACACUGCCUAUGUUUUUCUAAGGACACAGUAAUUAUCCUCAUAAUCCAUGCUUAUGUUGUGUUACCCGUGUCAGUAUACACAUUUGUGUCCUCAUAAACCAUGUAUUCAAGCUGUUAUGUCCAUAUUUUGAAUGCUUUGUGUACGAGGGGGGCUGCUUUUCUCUGUGUAUUCUGUAUUCUUCUAUAUGCUAACUUCUCUAUAAUGUACCUGAGACUUAAGAUCAAUCUGAGCUGUGUAUCAGCUAAACUUUUGAGUACAUCAGAUGUUCUAUUAUAGGGCUGGGUGAUAUGGCCUAAAAUCAAAGCCUUGAUUAAUUGAACACUUUACCUCAAUUAUGAUUAAUGAUUAUUUUGUUUAUUUUUAUUUUUUGCCCUCAUAGUUCAUUAAAGGUUGUUAUAGUUCAGUAUUGUAAAAUGGAUGGGUGAGCGAACUGAAACUAUUAAACUGUCAUUGUGUAUGUUACAUGUAAUAUAAAAAUGUAUUCCUUUACACAAACAUAUUGUAAUAAACUUUUCCCCUACUGUGAAACCA
Messenger RNA from Cyprinus carpio (common carp), 3338 nucleotides. Its product is annotated as tripartite motif-containing protein 16-like. NCBI's taxonomy places the organism in Eukaryota, Metazoa, Chordata, Actinopteri, Cypriniformes, Cyprinidae. The transcript has 7 exons. The record is from RefSeq and is a predicted model, not a curated record. Gene Ontology annotation, molecular function: protein binding; zinc ion binding. The coding region runs from base 83 to 1741 and encodes 552 amino acids.